UUAAAACUAAAAUAACCUUUUUGCAUAUAAAAAUAUAUAAAUAAUUAAUAUAUAAACUAGAGGUUAUCGUUUAACUGUAUAUUUAAAUUGAAACAUGAAUCAUGUAAAAAAAAUUUAACAGUUUUUUCAUCAGAAACCAACUUCAGGUCGUUUAAAUAACCAAAUAACUUCGUGUCAAAAAUUCAUUGCUCAUUUUAAGACCAUAUCAUAUGUAAUGUCAUGACAUUUAAUAAUAACAAUAUAUGAAAAUUAAUUAAUUCUAUUGUUCAGUUAAUAAUGAAUAGCAAAAUAAUAUUUUAGUUUGUGAGUACAAAAAAAAUAAUUAUAACAAUUAAAUAAAAUUUAUUUUUAAAGGGAAUAUUGACGUGUCUUAAAUUAGUGGGUGGUUAUAAAAUGAAAGUGCAAAAAUAUAAAACUAUAAUUAUCUGAUUCAUUACCUGAUUAAUUAAUAAACAAAAUAUUUAUUUAUUUUUUAAUUAAUAAUUAAUUUAUUCGUAGUGGCAACAGUAAAAAAAAAUACAAAUUUUGAUAAUUUCUUUUUUGGUUAAAAACGUGAUCGUAAUUCAGUUUGAAUUUUAAUAAUAAUUUUCAACAAUUGACGUAAUUGAAUGGAUUAAUAAAUUAACAUUUAUAUUAAUAAUGAAAGACAUGACUUUACUGUCUUUAAAUUAUUAUAUUUUGUAUUCCUAUAUGAGUAAACUGUUUUUUAAAAAAAAUAUUUUUUAUGAAUUAACGUAAAAAUUUAUUUGAAUUUAAAAGUUUUAAAAAGCUGAAAAAUGUCUGCAAUGAAAUUAAGUAUGCAAGACAAAAAAGAUUUAGAUAAAUUUAUGAAGUUUUUGGCUUUUAAAGCUGCACAAAUAAUUGUACAGUCAAGAUCUGGUGAAAAAGUCAUUACUAAAUGUAAACCAGAUUCUUCAGGAGCAGAUUGGUUCAAUUUAGCAGUUCAUGAUCUUCCUGAAGUCCUAGCAGAAGCCAAAAAAGUGUUGUGUGGGGAAGCAAUAAGUUCUUCGAUACCAUUAUGUAUAGAAAUAUCAUUAAGAACUAUCGAAGGUGAUACAAUGGUCCUAGAAACAUGGAGUUUGGGUGUUUUACCUGAACAAAGUGAUCCUACAAUAAGAGUUACUUAUACUGUUUAUAAUAGAAUGGGAAUUUUACUUAAAUCAUUACUUUCGAUAUCGAGAGUUACGCCUGCUUAUAAAUUAAGUCGUCGACAAGGACCAGAUUCAUAUGUUAUUUGUUAUAGAAUUUAUAUGGGUGAACCACAACUUCAUACACUAGGAGAUAAUUAUAAACAUAUAAGAGUUGGUCAACUUUGUACUCCUGUUGGUACAAUUCAUUUAUCAGUAUCCUAUCGGACUAAAAUGACGAUAUCACCCACGCACACAAGCCGGGAUUCUAUAAUGCUCAAAAGUGAUCACUUUCACUCAGAUCUAAGUCCAAGACACGCUCGAUAUCAACAGAGUGAAGAAAUAUCUAAAUCAUUAAGUGAUACCAUUAAAGUGGGAGCGUUUGUUGUUAAUAACAAAGUUGUUGUUAAUGAAGAAGACUUAGUUAUACCAGAUGUACCAUUUAGUGCAUUAUUAACUCCAAGACAAACAUCCCCACCUCUUGGACUCAUUCCUGAUAGACCAAGUCCUCCAACAUCAACCUCCGCAACAACUACAGCUUCUACUGCUCCAGUUAAUUCUGCUACAGCUGCGACUUCUGUUCUCACGUGUACUCCAUUGAGCAGCGUCGUAGGAGCUAAUUUGGAUACGAAUAAUGGCAAUAAUGACAAAUCAUCAUCAAUUGGUAAUGCGACAUCUAAAUGUAAUUCAAGAAAUGGAUCAAGAAGAAGUAGCUGUUCAAUUACCAGCGCUAACGACGAUUUCAUUAUGAAAACUCCUUUUGCUGGUACUAAUACAAAUAGUGAUUUAAGUGCUUUUUAUCGUGAAUGCCAGAGUGCACCCCAACUUCAAGCAUUCUUGGAAGAAGAAAGAACUUUAGCUGAACAAGUUGGGGAUCUUACUAAACAAUUAGAGACAUUUGAAAUAAAUAUGCAAAAGUAUGAAGAUAUACUUUCUACGUUGUGUCAAACUGAUAAUAAUAAUCAGUAAUAAAUAUUUAAAAGAAAUAAAAAGUAUAUAUAUAAUAUAAAUAAUAGACUAUUUCAAAAAAGUCGACUAUUUAUUUUCAAAAAUUAUACGGAAACUAUUAUUCGAGAUGAAGAAUUGAAAUUCUGGUAAAGUUUGAGUUUUUGCUAUUAAUAACACACUCAUCGCAAUUUUCGAUUUUCCAUUUGAAUAACAUGGGAAAAUCGUGCCAUGUGGCCCAGUAGGGACGAUAGCCAAUAAGGAUAAAAAAAAAAAACAUGAGAAAUUUUUUUUUUAAAGUUUGAAAUUUUAUCACUCAUCAGUGAAUUAAUAUAUCGGAAAAAUCGAUCGAUAUAUUUAUUGGAAAUCGAACGCUCUAUAAAAAAGGUCUCUUGUUGUUUUUCGAUAAAUUCAAUUUUUAAAAAGUUAUUCAAAGUCAAAGUAGAAUUCAUAGUAAAUUUUAGUAUUAUUCGACUUCCGGUAAAACUAUCAGACUUAUCGUAAAAUGCUAUAGGACCUUUUUUGUAGAUCAUUUCAUUUCCUACAACUUAUUUCUGACAAAGUUUUCAAAAUUCCUGAAAUCUCUUUCGUUAUUUGCAUUGAAAUGUCAAUUUGUUCCAAAAAAUCAUAUUCUGGCAGAUUUUAAUUACUUACUUUUAAAUGCAAAUAAUUAAAAAACUUUCAAAAAUUUCGGAAACUUUGUACGAUGUAAUUUGUGGAAAAUAAAACGAUCUACAAAAAAAGUCCUGUAAAAUUUUGUGAAAAGUUUGAUGUUUCGCCGGAAAAGUCGAAUAAUACUAAAAUUUUCUGUGAAUUCAACUUUGACUUUGAAUAACUUUUGAAAAAUUGAAUUUAUCGAAAAAUAAUAAGAGACCUUUUUUGUAGAGCGUUCAAUUUCCAACAAAAAUAUUUAUUGAAUUUUCCGAUAUACUGAUUCGCUGAUGAGUGAUAAAAUUUCAAACUUAAAAAAAAAAAUUUCCCAUGGUAUUUAAAUGGGAAAUUGAAAAUUGCGAUGACGUGGUUGCUAAUAUUAAGAGCUCAAACUUGCAGUAUUUUUUUUUCGUCAUCUCAAAAAUUUUCCGUAUAAUUUUUGAAAAAAAUAAUCAAUUUUUUGACGCAGUCUUAUAUAUAAAUAUAGUAGAUUAUUUAGAUAUUUAAUUAUUUAUAUGAUAGAUCGACUGAAUUUUACUUAAGUAAAAUAUAUAAUGAAUUUAUCGAAAUUAAUAUAUUAAGUUAUAUUUAAUAUAUAAAGUAUAAAAUCCAUAGUUUAUUAUAGUUAUUUUGUAUUAUGCAUAAAGUCAUAUUUUUCGGAAUUUAAAAGAGAUAUAUUUAACUAAAAAAGGCACCAAUAAUUUAUUAAAAUUUUUUAAUAUUUAAAAAAAAAUUACGUUAAAUUUAUUUUAAUAAUUAAACAAAUAUUUUGUAUGAUAUUUUUUGUGUAAACAAUAUCUAUUGGUGUUUUCAAAUUAUUUAAAGUUAAAUUAUAAUUGAAAUGAAUUAAUUUUUUUGUAAUUAUAUUUUGUAUAAAUCGGAUAAUUUAUUUAUUUUUUUAAAGUAAAUAAUAAUAACUAGUUUAUAGUAAAAUUGGCUUUAAAUAAAUAUAAUGUUACUCAUUAAUGCCAUUAUCACUAUUGAAUAACCGCGAAAAAAAUGUUUGCUCGCAAGGCUUUUAUAUGCAAUCAAAGUUUAAUGAGAAGUGAUAAAUUAAUUUUGAAACUUUUUUACCUCUGCUAAAAAUUUUAUUAAAUUUAAAAGAAUUCUUGUACAAUUGCUUAUGAAAAUUAAUUUAUCAUUCAUUUUAUUUUAUUGAUCUUUGAAAAACUUUUCAAAUUUAAAAAUGAAACUAUAAAAUUGAAAAAUAAAUUUUUUAAUUUCAUAUAAAUGAGGUUUUUAUGUUAAAAAAAAUUUUAACUUAAAGGAAAUUCAGAACUUUGAAUUAAACUUUUUCGUAAAUUCAAAAAAUUCAAGAACGAAAAUAUUAAUUGAUUCUGUAAUCUUGUAAGGUAAAAGCCCCUUUACCCGCUCAGUAUCAUUAGUCGUUCACUUUAACUGUUUAAGGCGUUUUUUUUAUAAUUUUUAUAAAAAAAAAUUACACAAAAAUAAAUAAAUCUGGUCGUAAAAUUAAAGUCACCUUAAAAAAAUUAUAUAUGACUAUAUAAAUUAAAUAGAAUUCUUCCAAAGGAUGAUAGCAAACUUGGAAUACUUGCUAUGUCACCAUCAUCAUCUGAAGAAUUCAACGGCAAUUUAUUUAACAUCUUUUUAACGGUCUAAAGUAGAAUGUACUUGCAUCAACUUUACUGAUGAGUCCAGCAAGUAUAUUCGGAAAGAAACCGUAAUUAUAAAAUUAACAUCUUUGAUAAUUAGAAUCAUUUCAUUCAUAGUAUGGUAUUACAGUGCGCAUUAAAAAUGAUGAAUUUAAACAUCACUAAUCCACAUGUAAUAACUCAUACGCAGAUUAGAUUCUAAAUAAAUAAUCAUCAAUUAAACAGAUCAGUAAAGCCGUUAUUCCUUUUACACAAAAAAAAAAAAAAUGACAACUAAAAAUAUGAUCAUUAACAAAUAAUUAUUUAUGAAUCUAAAUAUAUUAAAAUAUCAUGUACCAAAUUAUUUUAUAAUAGAUUAUAAAUUUAAAUUAAAUGACUGUUUUCAAAAUCGCGCUCAGCUGGGCAUUUUUUACUUUAACGUUCAUUCGUUAGAUUAAAUUUAGAUUACGUCAAAUUUUUUAAUAAUUGUUAUAACUAUAUCUUAUUAAAUAUAUUUUUAAAAUUCAUGAAAUUUUAUAUUAUUAAAGAAUAAAGUAGUAUAAUUUAUAAAUUAUUUGUCCAAAUCAAUAAACUUAUGAUAGUUUAAUUGAUAUUGUCUUUGAGCGACUGUAAGGCCAUGUGUUGAUCGAGUAAUGGUACAUGACAACUUUUAGUGAGUGACUAUGGGUACACUCAAGGACCUUAUUUAAAAAAUUAAUAAUAAUUAAUUAUCAAGAUUAUUCUUCAAACUAAGAUUAUAUUCUAAUAUUCGAAACUUCAAAAAAUAACUAUAAAAAGAAAUAUGGUUUUUCAUUUUGUUUAUUAAUUUAUAUUGAGUGAUUUAAUCUCACUCCAAUGAAAAGUGAAUGGGUAUUGCGGCUUCUACCUUAUAUGUAUUUAAACUUUAAUGUAAUUUUUAAAAAUUGUUUCGCGCUUGUGAAAAAGAAUUAUACUAAAAAAUUUUUAAUUUUUUUAAAAACAUUUUUGUAUUUCUAAUUAUAUAUAAUUAUGUUAUAAAAAAAAAUGAUUAUACAUCUGCCAUUUUUCGUAUCAUAUUUUUAUUUUUGAAUUUUUUAAA
Microplitis demolitor is the source of this 5393-nucleotide messenger RNA. It is a transcript of the gene Atg13, whose product is annotated as autophagy-related protein 13. Bases 777 to 2096 code for a protein of 439 amino acids. The record is from RefSeq and is a predicted model, not a curated record. Lineage: Eukaryota; Metazoa; Arthropoda; Insecta; Hymenoptera; Braconidae. Gene Ontology annotation, cellular component: phagophore assembly site; cytosol; extrinsic component of membrane. Gene Ontology annotation, biological process: autophagosome assembly; mitophagy; protein localization to phagophore assembly site. The transcript has 5 exons.